Messenger RNA from Cydia strobilella, 714 nucleotides. RefSeq lists its product as uncharacterized. The record is from RefSeq and is a predicted model, not a curated record. The transcript is spliced from 4 exons. Bases 17 to 682 code for a protein of 221 amino acids. Lineage: Eukaryota; Metazoa; Arthropoda; Insecta; Lepidoptera; Tortricidae.
AGAAACGAAAAAAAAAAUGGAUUUCUCAACAACAGUGUCAAGCGAUUACCAAUGGCCCUUUCCAAAGCCCAUCAUAGGAAAACCAUGUGAGCCGCCAUCUCCGGACUCAGCGCCGCCGGCGAGGCCGGCGCCCGUGGCCCCGUACUGCCACUGCGACGCCCACUCCUACUCCCCGAGAGUGCAGCAGUACCAGCAACUAUUGGAAAAGGAGAAGAAGCUGUGUGAGGACUAUGAGCAGCUGCGGAGACAGAUGGUAGACGUUACAAAUGAUAUUUUGGACCAUCCAUGCGACGAUUUGGACAGCAAAAUGACAACAAUGUAUAAAUCAACAUACCAAAAAAGAUCAUUCCCAGUAACCGAAUACAGAGCUAUAAUGGCCGCCUCGCAGUCACCCGCCCCGAUCCCAAUGGAGAGCAACCGUCUCGGAGUCCUACGCUGCUACAAAGACCCAACCCACUUCUCAGAACCCCCGCCGAUUGUCCGACCAACAAUCGAACCACCCAGAGAAGUCCACACGGGAGUUUCACCCCAGUCCUUCCAAUUGUAUAACGCGGACUUCCCAGGGAGGACAGAGUACCAGGAUACUUAUAGCGCCUCUGCUAAGGCUUGCUGGAGAUCUAUGCAGAGGUAUAAAGAGCCCAUACCGUCCACGAGGAGACGGGCGGAUGAUUCGUGCGUGUAGUUUUUCUUAAAGCAAUAAAUCUAAGGGAAGAC